UUAUAUAAUCUGAUUAUUAAAGUGAAGCGGGGUGCAAGAAGAAGAAGAAGAAUAACAAUAACCCUGCGGCUAACAUUCAUUGCAAUUUUGCUGCAAAGCAAUUGAAGAAUCAGAAUCAACAAUUCAGUUCGUAGAGUUGAAAUUGUGAAUCAAGGAUGGAAGUUGAAGGAUCAUCGAAGAAGAUGAUAGCAACACAGGAGGAAAUGGUGGAAGCUAGGGUUCCGUUAGCUUACAGGGAUCAGUGUGCGCACUUGCUCAUCCCUCUCAACAAGUGCAGACAAGCUGAAUUCUAUCUUCCAUGGAAGUGCGAGAACGAACGCCACUCUUACGAAAAGUGCGAAUACGAACUCGUCAUGGAGAGAAUGCUUCAGAUGCAAAAGAUCCGCGAACAGGAAAAAGCUACUUCCAAACAACCUCUCUCACAGGGAACUAUUCCUCUCAUUCCUAAACCUGCCAAUGCAUGAUUCCUAUUUCUUUUGAACCUUUGCUUGCAUGGGAUGUUCUUUCCUGUUUCCUACUGUAUGGUAUCAAAGUUUCCUUCGAAUGUUUGUCCUGAGACUUCUAUAGAUUGAUUAUACUCUAUUUCUUGCUAUUUGCCCUGUGGUGAAACCAUGUUUCUACUUCAAGAAAUAAAAUUUCAUAAAGGGAAUCACUAACUGGUUGCUUCAUAUGCAUCUGUUCCCUUCCCUUAAUCACCAAGUUGUUGACAAUUUAUAAUACUUGGUUAUAGGUUCUGGAUCUGAUUUUAGAAAUCAUACUGAUCAAACUAUUUAAUCUGGCGUUUGAAUGAGGUUUUUGAACUAUUUAA
Messenger RNA from Cicer arietinum (chickpea), 808 nucleotides. RefSeq names its product NADH dehydrogenase [ubiquinone] 1 beta subcomplex subunit 7. Gene Ontology annotation, cellular component: mitochondrion; respiratory chain complex I. The record is from RefSeq and is a predicted model, not a curated record. NCBI's taxonomy places the organism in Eukaryota, Viridiplantae, Streptophyta, Magnoliopsida, Fabales, Fabaceae.